GGUGUCCCAUACAGGUGUAAGCGAGGACAGGCAGCGCUGACAACGCGACUCGAUAAGAAGCCAGAUAGCGCCAAGCAGCGACCAUUGCCGUCUGAAAGCCGCGUUGUGCUUUGGGUACGGCCCCAUCACCGGCGGAAAGUCAGACGAGGGCCACGCAUGCGCCCGCCCCGCCUUACCGCCGCCGAUGACGGAGACCGACGGCGCCUGGUGCCGCCAUGGCGGCCCGCGUGAUGAUGGCGCCGCUCAGACCGAAGCCCUUUAACAGACUGCAAGUAAUAUUACAGCAUUUGAAAACUUUUAAGCACACUGAUUCCACAGCUGAUGUUCUGUUGCAAAAGAAAGGAGGUGCAGGAAUAAUAACUUUGAACAGACCCAAGGUUCUCAAUGCACUAAGUCUGAGAAUGAUCCAACAAAUUUAUCCACAACUAAAGGCUUGGGAACAAGAUCCUGAAACUUUUCUAAUAAUUAUAAAGGGAACCGGAGAAAAGGCUUUUUGUGCUGGUGGUGAUGUUAGAGCUAUUGCAGAUGCAAUAAAAGCUGGAGAUAGAAUGACACAAGAUUACUUCAGAGAAGAAUAUACCCUGAACAACGCUGUCGGCACUUGCAAGAAGCCAUAUGUUGCCCUUAUUGAUGGCAUUACAAUGGGAGGGGGAGUUGGCCUCUCGGUCCACGGACAUUUCCGAGUUGCGACUGAAAAGACAGUUUUUGCAAUGCCAGAAACAGCAAUAGGCCUUUUCCCUGAUGUAGGUGGAGGUUAUUUCUUGCCAAGGCUUCCAGGAAAGAUUGGCUAUCUCCUUGCACUGACAGGAUUCAGGCUGAAAGGAAGAGAUGUGCUAAAAGCCGGCAUCGCCACGCAUUUUGUACAGUCAGACAAGCUACCUGACUUGGAGAAAGACCUGAUAGCAUUGAAAUCUCCUUCAAAAGAAAAUAUUGCGGAGUUGCUGAACUCUUACCACAAGCAGACCAAAAUUGACCAAGAAAAGGAGUUUGUCCUCGAUGAACAUAUGGAGAAGAUUAACAGUAUUUUUUCAGCCAAUAGGAUGGAAGACAUUGUUCAAAAGUUAAAGCAAGAUGGUUCUCCUUUUGCCAUGAAGCAGCUGGAGACUAUUAAUAAGAUGUCGCCUACAUCCCUAAAGCUGACUCUCAGACAGCUCAGAGAAGGUGCUUCCUUGAGUUUACAAGAGGUGUUCACGAUGGAGUACAGACUGAGCCAGGCGUGCAUGAGAGGCCAUGACUUCUAUGAAGGGGUUCGAGCAGUGCUGAUUGACAAGGACCAGUCCCCCCGCUGGAAGCCUGCUGCUCUGGAAGAAGUCAGCGAUGAAUUCGUGGACAGUUGUUUUAAGCCUCUGGGAAACAGCGAUCUCAAGUUGUAGAGAUCACGUCUAUGGACAUCUUAUACAUCUGCUUCAUUUUAUGAUAUAAAAACUAAUAACAGCACAGUGAAGUUUGAUGAGGCUCUAAGCCAGCAUGACUUGUAACUCUACUUUUCGCAUUCAGUACCAUUCCCUUUUGUUACGCAGCUGUAACGACAUGAUUACAUCUCUGGUUAACAAGGGGAAAAAUGAUUCUAGGGUAAACAGCUAUUCUGACUGCUAUCAAACAGUGAUUAAUGUUCAGCUUUAGGCCUCAGCCAUUGGGGGGAAUCUUGUCAGGAAACAGCGUGGCUCAGGGAUGGGCGGGAGUUGAGGAGCCCAUGGGGCUCAUGGCUCUGUUGUUGGGCUGUUGAAGUAGGAUUGAGCCUCUGAUUCUUCUCUGUGCAAUGAAAUUAAGAUAUACUUAAAGCAUUAAAACAGUCAGCUGCAAAGUUAAGUGGCAGACAUGCUAAUUUCACAGCGUUUAGUAGUCUUUUAAAUCAAAGGUCAGACUGACAUAUGAUUAUUAGUCUGAGAGCAAGGAAUUGUUCUAUUGAUUUAACAUUUGGUCUGUGUACAGCGUUGCCACGUGAUGCAGACAUUGUUUCAAAUAUCAUAAUAGUGCCAGAGCCUCAAGCACAUUUCUCUGUGCUUGUAAAAUGUAUUUAUGAAAAUGCCAUUGAUUGAAUUACAUAAUGAGCCUCAUGAUUUCAAGCAUUGCUGGAGCUUUUCCUGCUCUCCCCGUGGCGAAGUCUCUGUCUCCAGCCUCCUCUGGCUGCCAAGGAGCGUGUUGGUUGCUGGUGGUAGUGAGUGUCCACAGCGGUUCCAGUAGCAGUAGCCCUGAUACUCACGUGGCUGCAGUGUGGCUGCACCGGGCCAGCUGGCUUCUCUGCUUGUACCCAGCAGCAUCCUGAGCUGGAGCCAUCCCUGGGUGGGAAACUUGGGGCAGCAGGAGGAAUGCAGCAGGAUGCACCAAAGAUACAGAGUAGCUGCAGACAGAAUGCCUGCUGCACAGACCAUGAAGUUCUUUAACACAACGAAUCCUUGCAAGUGUAUCUGGGGGAUCAACACUGAAACAUUCAUUAAAAAAGAAACACUCAAUGUUCAUUGAAGUUCACUGCUUUCUGUUGCUAACAAUGAUUAAAGUUAUAUGAUAGAACCAGA
Molecule: messenger RNA, 2516 nt
Organism: Coturnix japonica (Japanese quail)
Lineage: Eukaryota; Metazoa; Chordata; Aves; Galliformes; Phasianidae
Gene: HIBCH
Product: 3-hydroxyisobutyryl-CoA hydrolase
Biological process (GO): L-valine catabolic process
Cellular component (GO): mitochondrion
Molecular function (GO): 3-hydroxyisobutyryl-CoA hydrolase activity
Source: RefSeq, a predicted model, not a curated record